GAGCUGCACUUACUGCCAGCACUAGUACGCGAGCGAACGGGAACCCCGUGACGCGACGUCCACGUCGGCCAAAUGUGGGCCCGUCACGCCAUCCACGUCGGCACCCUCCCUCCCUCCAUCCGUUUCAAAAAAAUUCUUCCGUUCUUCGGUUGGCGUAUAUAACAGGCCGUUCGUUCUGCUUCCCUCCUCUCGCUGGCUCCGAGGAAUUCUUCUUGCGGAUGCGAUCGCCGGCGAACUGAUCCGUCUCGGAGGCAAGGGCUUCUCUGCUGUGUUCGACGCCGGGUUGGUCCCUUUCCCGGAAUCGGGGAGAGCUUUUCUAUCGGCGGUGUCUGGCUUUCCGGCGAACGCGCCACAGGUGUUCGACGGAAUUCCGACAUGCCGAGCGGGGGUAGGCGGCUGCCGCCGUGGACGUCGCCGAGGGGCGCGGCGGAGGCGGUACCGCAGAGGUGUAGCCCCUGCACCCCCGCCGGUUCCGGGAACCACUUCACUCCGCCCUUGAGCGCCGGCUGCUGCUCCUACCGCGUCACCCCGCCGGUGAGCGGCGGCGGGUGUCCCCGGCCGCCGAGGGCGCCGCCGGCGGUCGAUUCCCCGUACUUGAGGGCGAAGCAGGCGCAGUUAAUUGAAAAGGAUCCAAACAAGGCAGUUCCAUUGUUCUGGGCAGCUAUUAACAGUGGUGAACGAAUUGAGAGUGCACUGAAGGAUAUGGCUACUGUACUAAAACAAGCAAAUCGGGCUGAAGAAGCCGUCGAAGCGAUAAGAUCCUUCCGUCACCGUUGUCCAAAUGAAGCUCAAGAGUCUCUUGACAAUAUUCUUCUUGACCUAUACAAGAAAUGCGGUAGGACAAAAGAACAGAUUGAAAUGCUGACAUUGAAGCUGAGAAUGGUUGACGAGGAUCUAGCUUCUGGCCGGUGGAAAGCAAAGCUGUCUAAAUCUCAUGGAAGAGUAGUCUAUCUCUCUCUGAGGGAUGAAAAGGCAAGGUUGUUGGGUAACCUCGCCUGGGCCUAUAUGCAGUCUGAAAACUAUGAGGAGGCUGAAAUGCUCUACAGGCAAGCUCUUGCUAUGGAAGCUGAUUAUAACAAAGAGUGUAAUUUAGCCAUCUGCUUGAUGAAGAUGGGAAAGGUAGCUGAAGCUAAAUACCUUCUCCAACCUAUACCUUACAACUGCAAAGAUGAAAACCAUUUGAGAUCUUUUGCACGGGCUACUGAAAUGCUUAGGGAACUUGAGUCACAAACACUCCCUUCUCCCAUAACUCAGAUGAAGUCUAAAGAUUCACAGAUUUUACUUGCUGCUGAUGUGGAGAGUCUUGAAUAUCUACAUCCACAAAUAUUCUCUAGUUCUUCAACUCAACUGAAUUAUGAAGAACUGCAAGCUUCAGUUUCGGUGGAUACAGAGAAGCGUGAGGAUUGCAACUCACAAGUGCUUCCAUCUCCGGUAACUCAGUUGAAGCGUGAAGGACCACAAAUUAUGGUUGCUACUGAUGGAGAGAAGAAUGGACAAAGUCUGCAGGAGUACCAAUAUCUUUCAAGACUGUUCAAUGAUGCUGCCACACCACAGUCUCAACUUGAGAAACUACGAAAGCGGCUGGUAAGAAAGGACAGACCAAAUUUCAGCACACAGAAUCAAGUUCAAACUCCUAGCUCAGCUGAAUGCCUGCCAAACCCUAAUGGUGCCAUGGAUGCUAGUGAGAACCCUGUGCAAGAGGGGAAGGGUUUGGUUGAUGGUGGUAGAAAAGCAUGGGCUGACAUGGUGGAGGAGGAUGAACAGCAGCUGGGCGAUGGCAAGAACACUAGCGCGCAAGGUGAGAGCAGCAAGGAUGCAAGUGAGCAGAGGGAGAAAACAUCAUCACCUUCUCAAGGAAGCAGCAGCCUCAAAACCCCGGUCGCGGGUGUUCCGCGACAAAGUUCAUCUGCAGGUUCAUGGAGACGUAACGACUCCAGAAUGUCGACAGAUGAGAACGUGAACCGGAAGUUUGCUAGGACAGCUCCAGCGUGGAAGCAGCAGAAGGUUCAAGAUCACAGCAAUCGAGUCUGCCAAAUGCUCAAUACGAUGCAUCUCAAUGAGAAAGCUCAAGGCACCAAGCAAACACCAUGGAGAAGCAGUGCAGCUCAGCGUUCACUUUUCCACAGUCAUGCACCAUUCGGUGACAAUGGACACUCUCAGGGUACCAAUCACACGGAGGCCACUAACCGGUGGCCGAAGAACGCGGCGAGCACAAGACCGUGGAGGCCACAGAACCGCUUGCGGGUCUUCCAGGAAAUCACAAAUGAGAUGAAGCAAAAUGUUGCAUAGCUACAUCUUUAUUCUUCACUCACCGUUGAUGUAAGUUCUUACUAGUAAGUAGUUGUUGUUUCCCACCAGAGAUGAGAAGAGCACUAGCAUUGGAAUGUGCAACAAUCAUGUAGAGCUAAGGAACUUGCCGAGUAUCAUCACCGGUCCAUAUUAUUAACAAGUCCAUGAAUCGCACUUCAAA
Messenger RNA from Aegilops tauschii subsp. strangulata, 2470 nucleotides. RefSeq lists its product as uncharacterized. Lineage: Eukaryota; Viridiplantae; Streptophyta; Magnoliopsida; Poales; Poaceae. Gene Ontology annotation, molecular function: protein binding. The record is from RefSeq and is a predicted model, not a curated record.